AUGGGCAGCUCGGUGUCCCUGAACCAAGACCAAGGCCAACACCAAGUUCUAGAGACCGAAGAGCUUGUAGGCAACGAGCUGAUCGGAGAGGCGGAUGCACAGACGGAAGAACGUGGGGUGGGAGAAGAGCAGGCCUGUACAGAGCGAGGGUCCCAGCAAGACUUCGUUCAUGAAACGGCUUCAGAUAUGGGGGACUAGUAGCAUACUCGAGGACAGUGAUGAGCUUAAUUGAUUGCUCAAUAGUUCGUGGAUAUUCUGGAUCCUUGAGAAACGUGUUCCGUCCACUGCUGUUGCCACAAAAAGAGCAAGCCACAGAAACGGGGGAUCUCUCAGUCGAUGAGAUACACGAUGAUAGGUACAGGUUGCUUUGAAGCUACAUAGGAAACACAAUCACAGAACAAGUGACGAGGUAAGAACUCGACCAGUUGUUAGCGAAGACCACACGAAUCAUGAUUAGAUGUUGGAUUGCAGUUGUAGAGGGGACUGUAGGUUCGCGACGGUACCCGGGGCGGUGGCAGGUGGCCCU
Messenger RNA from Ectocarpus sp. CCAP 1310/34, 526 nucleotides. Lineage: Eukaryota; Phaeophyceae; Ectocarpales; Ectocarpaceae. The record is from the annotation of a GenBank genome assembly.